UCAAGACUACGACAUGUUCUUGAUGUGAAACUUCCAAGCGGCUGCUAAUAUGAGUUUAAUUUGUUUCAAUUCAGAGAAAUACGUUGAAUAAAAUGAAAUAGAUAACAACAAUGACGAUAGUAUCAUGGAGUACUGUUCUUUUUGUUUUUAUAACUGGUAUAUCCAGUGAAUAUUGCCAACCCUCAUCCGGAAGUUUGAGAGGAUUUGAUUGUCCAUGUGAUGGAGACAUGUUCAAUUUUUAUUGUGACUACUCUAAAAAAUAUUGUUGUGAGUUACAAUUGACAAGUAACAAUCGUUACAAAUGCUGCACAUUUGAACAAAAAUAUGGUGCUGUGCUGGGGGUAGGGAUUGGAGCGGGUGUGCUUAUAAUCAUCACAAGUACUAUAUGUUGCUGCGUCUGUAAGCAAAAAGCUCAGAAUAGUUCAACAAUAGCAAGCACACCUCGAGCAACCACACCUCCAGCAGGGUCGUACCCCACAGGGGCUACCCUGCCUCCCCAGUCAGGACCAGCAGGGUCGUACCCCACGGGGGCUACCCUGCCUCCCCAGUCAGGACCAGCAGGGUCGUACCCCACAGGGGCUACCCUGCCUCCCCAGUCAGGACCAGCAGGGUCGUACCCCAAAGGGGCUACCCUGCCUCCCCAGUCAGGACCAGGAUCAUAUCCAGAGCAAGGAGUGUUGGAAAUGGCUCCUUACCCAUGUUACCCACCACAAGCAGGCAUGUCAGGUAUGGCUCCUUACCCACAACCAAGCGGGCCAGGUAUGAUUCCAUACCAACAACCAGGAGGGCCAGGUAUGACUCCGUACCCACAACCAGGAGGGCCAGGUAUGACCCCAUAUUCACAAGCGGGUAUGUCAGGUGUAUCUUCACAACAACAAGGGAUGUCAAGCAUAGCCCCUUACCAUUCAACUCAAUAUCCAAGCCAUAUAUACAGCGCACAUGGAGGUCAGACCCAAUUCCAACAGCAACAUCCACAAGGGAACACAACUACCUCACCCGCUGCCUAUGAUGCACAUUUGCCCCCUCCCCCUUCCUAUGAACAGUACGGUUUACGACGCUGUACAGCGCUGCAAGAUGAUCUUGUGGAUUGGAGUGUAUGUCUCGAGGAUCCACCUAGAAUUGUCUUCUAA
Owenia fusiformis is the source of this 1130-nucleotide messenger RNA. The record is from the annotation of a GenBank genome assembly. Lineage: Eukaryota; Metazoa; Annelida; Polychaeta; Sabellida; Oweniidae.